This is a messenger RNA of Pichia kudriavzevii, 1065 nucleotides long. RefSeq lists its product as uncharacterized. Gene Ontology annotation, molecular function: metalloendopeptidase activity. Gene Ontology annotation, biological process: mitochondrial protein processing; protein quality control for misfolded or incompletely synthesized proteins. The coding region runs from base 1 to 1065 and encodes 354 amino acids. Gene Ontology annotation, cellular component: mitochondrial inner membrane. The transcript has a single exon. The record is from RefSeq and is a predicted model, not a curated record. NCBI's taxonomy places the organism in Eukaryota, Fungi, Ascomycota, Pichiomycetes, Pichiales, Pichiaceae.
AUGUUUCAAAAGAACUUUAUUCUCCGAACAUUUAGACUGAACCCCCAGGCAUCCAUGCGUGGAAAAGGUAUUGCAUUUUUAAGACAAGCCCGUUAUUACAGGAACCGACCACGGUAUGUCUACUUCAAUGACAGUCGCCAAUACAAUCAGAGCUCAUGGUGGAGUCGAUUUUUCGCUUACGCCAGGGAAAACCCUAGAGUUACAUAUGGCACUGUUGGUGUGUUCACCCUAUUUUUAGUAACGCAUAUUGAUGAAGCUCCUGUAACACACCGGUAUCGUCUUAUGAUGACAGCAGAAUGGGUGGAAAAUUAUUUCACCCAACAGAGUUUCCGCCAAGUAAUGGCUGAAUACGGUAACUACAUCCUGCCUAGUUACCAUCCGAUUUCCAAACAGGUGUCGUCUAUUAUGGUCCGUCUUAUUGCAGCUGCACAUGACUACAAAGACCCCACCACUGGUGAACGAGUUAACUUGUUCACAGUUCUUGGCAAGAGUGAUAUCCCACUAGACAAAUGGGAAUUCUAUGUCAUUGACGAUGUGCGCAUGGGACGUCCAAGCCCUAAUGCAUUUGUCAUUGGUGGUGGUAAAGUGUUCCUUUUCAAGUCUUUGCUCCCCAUUUGUGAAGAUACAAAUGGUCUGGCAACGGUUCUUAGUCACGAGCUUGGGCAUUUACUAGCAGAUCAUCUGGGCGAAAGACUUUCGCUGUCUCCAUUACUCUUCACUUUAAACAUAAUUAUGUUUUCGAUCUUUGGCAGCAGUAGACCAGGGGACAUUCUGGUUAACAUGCUCCUCAACAGGUCUUUCUCCAGGGAGAUGGAAACUGAAGCAGACUACAUUGGACUUAUGGUGAUGUCCAGAGCUUGCUUUGAUCCAACAGGUGCGCCAAAACUCUGGAGAAACAUGCUUCAGUUUGAGCAACAACAAGGUGGAUCAGUCCCGGAGUUGGUUUCUACACAUCCCUCCUCAGAGAGACGGUUAGAAAAUAUAAAUGGAUGGAUGAGCAAGGCAAAGGGAAUCUACGAAGAAAACGGUUGCUACAAGGAUCUCAGGAGUUUCUGGUACAGAUGA